Molecule: messenger RNA, 236 nt
Organism: Drosophila grimshawi
Lineage: Eukaryota; Metazoa; Arthropoda; Insecta; Diptera; Drosophilidae
Exons: 2
Coding region: 58-234 (58 amino acids)
Source: RefSeq, a predicted model, not a curated record
AUUUCGAAUGCGUUCAAGAUCGUUAACGGUACGGCAAAUAUAACCUUCGUCUCAUCGAUGUACAAUAGGGAACGCGCCAAGUAUAUGCUUCCCAGCAUCUCGUAUACCAGUUUUCCCAUUGUGCUGUGCGUGCCCGGCGGCAGCCAGUUGACGCCGAUGCAGCGUCUGACCAAGCCGCUGGGCUAUUUCAGCUGGCUAUGCACCGUCCUCAGUGUGCUGGUUGGCUUUGGGUAAUU